AUGUUGAUCAUAUGGUUAAUUAAAUGCACACGAAAUGCAAAACGGAAAGGAACUUCGAAUUCCACAUCCGAAGAAGAAACAAUUCCAAUGAAAACAUUCAAUCCACAUCCGAUCAAUAUACCGUCCACUUUGUUGAUUUGUGUCGCACUCUUGGCACUAGCAAGCAAAGUAAUUACUUGCCAGCAUGGAUAUAUGCGGCAUAGUGUAGAAGUAGUCUGCGAAAAUCGCGGAAACUGCACUUAUAAUUACAACGAGGAAGUUCUAUUCAAUAGAAUCAACUCCAAUCUUUGUAUUCAGCUUAAUCAUGCUAACAAAACUAUCGGACUUAUAAAGAUACGUUCGAGACCAAUGAAACUGUCCUGCUCUAAGGUUUCAUUAUUCUUCAGUAGAGAGACGAAACUCAAGAUCUACCACACAACAAGAUGCUUGCAAAUGGGCUCUUGCACUCAGUCAAGGUGCAGUAGAAUCAAGCUGGAUGAAAUAAUUUCUGAGUUCAAAAGAUCAUCUCCAUAUCCAGGAUAUUCAAUUUGUGGUAAGACAUGCAGCGGUAUAGCAUACGGUUGCUUCCUACCAUUUCCAGCGUGCACGUUUUUGAGAACUGCCCAUGUUCCGAAGAAGACACAGACUGUCUUUGAAGUAGUAAGUUGCAUGGAAUGGCAACCAAUAAUCCAAAUUGAUGUUGAUUUCAUGCUUUAUAAUAGAGGAAAGCUGAAAUCUUUCAGUUUACAACCUUAUGUUACACAAAAGUAUGAUGAAUUAUCGUUGACAGUCAUUUCUUUGCAAAAACCUCGUUCUCCAUUGAUGGACAAAAGAUUCGCUGUAACCCCAAUGGAGGCUAUGAUGCUACCAGAUCAUUAUCAACUUCCCGUCGAAUGCGAGUCAGAAGCAUCUGCUCUCGAUGCCUUUGUGAACUGCACAAAUCGCAUGAUCUGUUCGUGCGAAAAUAUGAAAGCACCGCAAACAUGUCAGUGUCCACAUGAUUCACUCCAAAAUUUGAGGAAAGAAGUGUUAAAUGUAAUGCCCAUACGCACUCCGUUCACGGAAAUCUUCAGUGAUAGCAAAGAAAUCUAUGCGCUCUCCAAGCAAGGAGAGAUCACUCUCGCAAUAGAAUCCAAUUUGCUUAUUGGCGGCACUGAGUUCAUAAUCAAUCAACCAUGUGAGAUCUUGGUUCGUGGGGUCAAAGGGUGCUACAGCUGUAGCGAAGGCGCAAGAAUCGAUUUCCUUUGCAAGUCAUCAAUAAACUCGUGGGUUACAGUACAGUGCGAGAAUCACGUUUUCCCCAUUGAAUGCGGCCCAACAAAUACUUCCGUGCAAGUUAUUUUAGACUUCGAAUAUUCGGUAGUAUCACAAGUGUGCCACACAUCAUGUGAUGGCAAGAAUGUUAUCUUUGAUCUACAGGAAACACUCUUGUACCAUCCAAGAAGCAAGAGAAAUUUGUUCUCGCAGACAGAAGUGCAAGAGCUAGAUGCGAAGAAUUCAUUACUUAAUUUUGAUCUGCCUGAUCUGAAUCCACUAAUGAAUACCACAAAAAUGCACUGA
Molecule: messenger RNA, 1539 nt
Organism: Necator americanus (New World hookworm)
Lineage: Eukaryota; Metazoa; Nematoda; Chromadorea; Rhabditida; Ancylostomatidae
Exons: 1
Coding region: 1-1539 (512 amino acids)
Source: RefSeq, a predicted model, not a curated record